Molecule: messenger RNA, 6334 nt
Organism: Passer montanus (Eurasian tree sparrow)
Lineage: Eukaryota; Metazoa; Chordata; Aves; Passeriformes; Passeridae
Gene: MOCOS
Product: molybdenum cofactor sulfurase
Exons: 17
Coding region: 100-2829 (909 amino acids)
Biological process (GO): Mo-molybdopterin cofactor biosynthetic process
Molecular function (GO): pyridoxal phosphate binding; molybdenum cofactor sulfurtransferase activity; molybdenum ion binding
Source: RefSeq, a predicted model, not a curated record
CGGGCCGUGCCGAGCCGAGCGGGCCCGGAGCGCAGCGCCCGGGGAGGCUGCGCUGAGGCGGGAGCCGCGCUGAGCCGGGCCCCGCACGGCCGGGGAGCCAUGGCCGGGGAGCCGCUCUCCUUCCGCGCCUUCCUCGCCGCCCGCCCCGCCGGCUGCGAGUACGGCUACGGGCACGGGCACGGGCACGGGGACAGGGACGGGCUCAGCGCGCUGCGAGACCGCGAGUUCCCCCGGCUGCGAGGGAUUACUUACCUUGACCAUGCUGGUUCAGCGCUUUUCCCGGAGAGUCUACUUAAAGCUUUUACUGAUGACCUCAGAAACAACAUUUAUGGCAACCCUCACAGUCAGAAUAUCAGCAGCAAGCUGACAUAUGACACAAUUGAGCAUGUUCGAUACAGAAUAUUGCAACACUUUCACACUACUGCUGAGGAUUACACCAUCAUUUUCACAUCUGGAUGCACAGCUGCACUUAAACUGAUAGCAGAAUCAUUCCCUUGGAUACCUGAAGGCACAAAGCAGCCCAGCAGUCGAUUUUGUUACCUAACUGACAGCCACACAUCUGUGGUUGGUAUGAGAGGCAUAACUGCUUCAAUGAAUGUCUUGUCUGUUCCAAUAAAACCAAAGGAAAUUUUGUUGGCAAAAAGCAGGUUACCAGCUGAAGAACAAAACUGCACAACACCUCAUCUAUUCUCUUACCCAGCUCAGAGCAAUUUUUCUGGUACCAAAUAUCCCCUUUCAUGGAUACAGGACAUAAAAUCUGGAAGACUCUGCCCCAUCAAACUACCAGGGAAAUGGUUUGUUCUACUAGAUGCAGCCUCAUACGUGAGCAGUUCUCCAUUAGACCUGGGAGUUCACCAAGCUGACUUUAUCCCCAUCUCAUUCUAUAAAAUCUUUGGAUUCCCAACUGGUUUAGGAGCAUUAUUGGUAAACAACAGGAUUGCUCCCCUCUUGAGAAAAACCUAUUUCGGAGGUGGAACUGCAGCUGCCUACCUCGCAGGAGAGGAUUUUUAUUUCCCCAGGAAAUCCAUAGCAGAAAGGUUUGAAGAUGGUACAGUCUCUUUUCUUGAUAUCAUUGCUCUGAAACAUGGAUUUGAUGUUCUGGAAAAACUCACAGGUGGAAUGGAGAAAAUUAAGCAGCAUACCUUUGCAUUAGCUCACUACACCUACACUGUGCUGUCUAACUUAAAAUAUGCCAAUGGGGCUCCUGUCGUACGUAUUUACAGUGACACAGAUUUCAGCAGUCCUGAUGUCCAAGGUCCAAUCAUUAAUUUUAAUGUGCUCGAUGAAAAUGGACAAGUGCUCGGCUUUUCACAGGUGGACAGCAUGGCGAGUCUCCACAACAUACAUGUUCGCACAGGCUGCUUCUGCAACACGGGAGCCUGCCAGAUGCAUCUGGACAUAAGCAAUGAGGACAUCCAAAGGAACCUGCAGGCUGGCCAUGUCUGUGGAGAUAACAUAGACCUAGUUGAUGGACGUCCCACUGGUUCUGUGAGAAUAUCCUUUGGCUACAUGUCUUCUUUUGAAGAUGCACAGACUUUUUUGAAUUUCAUCAUAGCCACCAGACUCUCCAACUCGGUUGCUGAGAUUCCUCUCCAGUCUGUUACAAAGCUGACGACAGAGUCUGUUCCAGAUGACCACCUUUCCUUUAACAAGGCAGAUAAAUUGUCUCCAAUACUGCAAAUCUCUGACGGAGAACUCGGGAAUAUUCCAUCUGAGGCAGAGACAACUGGCAGCUGGCAGCCCCCAGAGCCUGAGGCAGAAAGCAUGAGGGCAGCUGUUUCUGAGACUGCAGUGCCAAUGUGUAGAAAAGGUGGCAAGCCCAUCACUGUUGCCAAAAUUUACCUCUACCCAAUCAAAUCCUGCUCUGCAUUUGAGGUUACAGAAUGGCCAGUAGGAAACCAGGGUUUGCUGUAUGACCGCAACUGGAUGGUUGUAAACCAGAAUGGAGUCUGCAUGACUCAGAAGCAGGAGCCAAGGCUGUGUCUUGUGAAUCCCUCAAUUGAUCUGAAGCAAAAAAUGAUGGUCAUUCAGGCAGAAGGCAUGGACCCAAUAUCUGUGCCAUUAGAAGACAAUACUGGAAAAGAGGCUGUGAUCUGUGAGAGUAAAGUCUGUUCACACAGGGUAAAAACGUAUGACUGUGGAGAAAAAAUUGCUGGCUGGCUCUCUAUGUUUCUUGGUUGUCCAUGUCGCUUGAUAAGACAAAGUUCAGGUGUGAAAAGCAAGUCACAUCAGAAAAAUACAAAAGGUCUGUCAUCUGCUACAAACAUCUCACUCUCUCUUGUGAAUGAAGCACAAUACCUCCUGAUAAAUGUAGCAAGCAUUCUGCAGCUGAAAGAACACAUUUCUGCAAGCACAACCAGGCUUGUAAUCUGCUUUUCCUCAGAGGAAGCUCCAGAUGUGGCCAGAACUGUAAUGGUGACUGAGAAGCAUCUGGCUUCCCACUCUGCAGUAUUGAAGGAGCCAUUGGAAAUAGAGGAAUUGAUCCGACGUUUCCGUGCCAACAUUGUCAUCAGUGCACCAGAGUCCUUUGAAGAAGAGGAGUGGGCUGAGAUUUCAAUAGGUGCUCUGCAAUUCCAGGUUGUGGGUCCAUGUAGCAGAUGUCAAAUAAUCUGCAUUGAUCAACAGUCUGGGGAACGAAACAAAGAAAUUCUACAGUCCCUGUCUGCUGCCAGAGGUAGAAAGACAAACUUUGGCAUAUACCUGAUGAACCAGCCCUUGUGCUCAUCCUUUUCAGAUACUUUAUCAGUUGGGUCUCAAGUACUUCCAGUGCUGAAGGAGAAUACAGAAAUUCAGCCUCCGAUAUCCAGUGAAGAAAAAUGUUCAGGAUAGAUUCUCUGGUGGAGAUGAAAUUUUUAAGCAACUACAGUCAAAAGUCAGUAGUCAGUUACACACACAAAAAAGCAAAAGCUUCCACUCAUUUGCUACGGGUAAUUUUUUGUUUGCUGUAAAUGUUAUCAGAUGGCAAAACUGUUGAUAAUUACAGCUCACCUACAUGUUUUUGCUUGUGAUUAGGUUGCAGCAGCCAUAAUUCUAUUUUGCACAAUUGCUUCAGGAUGCAACAGGUUUGAUCAAGUCUUACUGGUGGAUGACUCCCAAAACAAGCCCAACUUUGUUGUCAGAAAGCCACAUCUCAGUGAAGGAAAGUAAACACAAUAAUACACUACUUCCUUCUGCUUUGUCAAAACCCCAAUUAGGAUAGGAUGCAAGACAUAUUUUAGAAACAAUGUGGGUGGGAAGAAAGCAGUGGAAGAGUGGCAUGAGAGUAGCACUGCAUUCAGCUUCUCCAAAAGAAAACUGAAGGUGAUAUGUAGACAGUGUGAAAGCAAUGGAAAAGAGGGAAUUUUUGAGAAGUCUGUGUCUCCCCCUUUGGAAGUAGUGUGUGAGAACACCACCACGGCACAAAGAUAAUGAGGAUUCAUUUGCAAGACACAUUGCCUGUGAAGGAAUUUCAUCCAUUUGUUCUCAAUGUCUUUCUCUUCCAUUUGUUACUUUUCCCUCUGAUUUAUUUUAUGUGAUGUCUUCCCUGGGAUUUUUAAUGUAAUGGUGUUCCUGCCUAUAGAAGGGGAGUUGGAACUAAAUGGUCUUUAAGGUCCCUUCCACCCCAAGCCAUUUCAUGACUCUAUGAGUUCCACACUCUUGUUUCCUUAUACAUUUGUGGAUGCUGACACAUUAUUUCUAAUUAGAGAUGUUUCAAGUAAUUGAAAACUGCAGUCAUUUUCUAUACAAACUUUGUUUAUCCUCAGCAAUCUUUAAUGGCGACUUGAGGGAACUCUUGAGAGUUUAAAUGCUUCUCUAUCACAAACAGGUCAAAGCAUUCUUUUUUCUUACCCUUUGUUCAUUUCAUAAUGCCCUUCUUAAAUGGCUGUUUGCACCUCCUAAAAAAGACUCAUGCUUUCUGAUUUAUGAGAGCAAAUGUCUGAAACCUUAGUCUGAAGUAUCAAUUAUUGUGAAAAUUAUGAAGAAAUAAAUAAAGGAAGACACAGAGCAGAAAAGAAAACCCACAUGGAAAGCUGAUGUAAAUCAAGACUGAAUACAUUGAGGCCAGGUAUUUUAUGACCCUCAACAUGUGUCCAGCUAGCUAUGGGAUGAUUUCAUGCUUCCAGGAAGUCCUUCUGGAAGAGAAAAUUCUCCUAGACUGGCUGCUCUAUUGCCAUCUGGGAAGUGAAAUUUUGACCCCACUAAAGGCACCGUCAAAACUCUCAUCCAAUAUGAUUUAGGCGCAAUUUUGGCUCCAGCUGUGUGAAAGUGCUUCUGGCUGAAGCAAUCCUUAAGUUGUUUGAGCAUAUCCCCGGAGGGAGGCAGGUGGCUUUGCGAAAGAGUUGGUCAGACAGUCAUUCUGAAAGGAGAGCGACUACCACAGAGCAGCAGAGAAUGGGAAAAAGGAAGCUCAUCACCCAGUGCACAAAUCAGAAUUCAAAAAUGCUCUUUCUUCUUUCUAUCUUUCCUUUUUUUUCCUUUUAUUUUUUUUUUAAUGUAUGGUUUCUUUUUUCCUUUGUUCUUUUGAAGAACUGGUUUUACUCACUUCAGCUGGAACAGUUUCUCAGCAGAGCUUUGUAAUGGAAAUGAGAAGAAACGUUGUCUGUUUCUUACAAUAUGCCAUAAAAUACAUGGGAAGAGAGAGGUUUUUCAUAUGUAUGUAAACUGAAAAUCAGUUUUGAGAGUUGUACCUUCCACUUCAGAGCCCAAGGUCUGCUUCUUAAUGCCUGCUUUGAAAAGCAGGGAGUUUUCUCUCUAAUAGUCAGUUAUCUGAGGUUGUAAUGAGAAGGUUUUUUUGGAACCUUGAAAAGCAGUUUCCUGGUAUCUAAAUCUCUUAACUGCUUCACUUUCUGUUAUGCAGAGCAUUGCUUUGUUGGGUAGAAAGCCAGCAUAGCUCUGGCAGAUUUAAUAUUAAGAGAUCUGUUGUAUGCUGACCUUCAGUGAUCUCUGGUGUUCUGAUCUGUCCUCUUCACCUCACCACUGUGUCAUUUGUUUAAAAUGGCAGAAGUUAGAAAAGGAAAUUGAAAGCAACCUCAAAAAGCUCUGUUUCACUCGUUAUUGCAUUUAGUACAAAAUAAGUCACUUUGGUACACAGUAGCUUGACAAAUACUGUUUGUGAAUAUCCAUAAUGCAAUGUAUGAUAACUAUGGAUGAGAGGAUUUGAACUUUAAAAAUGUCAUGCUUGGUCAUUUUGACCUAUUAUUUACAGUCAAUUACACAUUCUCUCUGCUGUUGCUUGGUAAUAUUAGAUCAAGAAUAAUUUUGCCAUUUUACAGGGGGGAAAGAAAGAUUUUCUCUGAUGUAUGAACAUAGUCAUUAGUAUUGUCUGUGCAUUUCCCAGAAGGAACAUCCUUGUGGUACAGUGGUAGGAAAUGUCACAACACUUCAGACUGAUGGAAGAUGUAUAAGGAAUCUAUCAGCUAAAUAAAAGAUAAUAUUUCCCUUCUAGUAAGUGGAGUGUUCCUGCCAGUACUGCUAUGUCUUUCCAUCGAUGAAGACAAAUUCUUCUCAGUGAUAAAACUCUGUGGAAAAUCUCAAAGUGCAAAAAGUCACUUUUAAAUGGCAUGCACUGUAAGUUUGCAGAAAGAACAACCCUCCCAUAAUGUGAAAAAAUAAUUCAGUGGAAGAAGAAAUUUAGCAUACUGCAAUGCCUAAGACUGCACAUACAAAAGGGGCAUAAACACUUUGAAACACUGUAUUAAAAAUUUUUAUGUUCUAUAAGGGUUUAUUUCUUAACUUUCCAAGUAUAGGGAAAAUGAGACAACUUCGUAUGAAUGUAGGCUCUUUGAUCUAAAUACCCCAAUUACUGCCAAAUUAAAUCUUUUAAUAAUUAAAUAAUAAUUGCAGAUAUAUGUUUGCCUUAUAUGGAUAAUAAAUGCACUUAAUAUAGUAUUUCCAGACUGCUAUAUAUAAAAAGUCCUCUAUAUCUUUGAAAACCAAAUGCUUAUUUACUUGAAAUGAAUUAUUCAGACAUAUUGCAUUCUCUGUGAGACUUAGCUCCUUCUCAAAUUUCAAGGUAAAAAUGGUGAUUGUUACAAGUUCUAAUAAUAGCCAGGAGGCUGAAAUCACAAAACAGAAAUCGGUAUUUUUAGGAGAAGUUUCUGAGCUUUGUGUUUUCUGAUACAACUAAGAUAUUUCAGGUUAGUUUAUGAUUUGUAUACUUUCAAUGGUGUCCUUCAAAGUAUACUACAAAUCUUAGGUCAUCUUUCUGUCAAAAUUACAUCCAAAUCAAAAUAAAAGACUGCAUAAAAAUAUGAUUAUUCUCCAUAAAUUGUAGCGAUUAUGCUAUGCAAAUCUUCUUUCAUCUGGUUUUUAACUUCCUUGGAAAUUCAACCAAUAAAAUAUAUAUUGUGUUUGA